UUCGAACGCCGAGCGAAAGAGAUUGCGUUUUGAUUCGGUUGGCCGCAUAUUGCCAUUGUGGUAGUUCCCUAGUUGUUUUUCAUGUUUUCAGCACCUCUGCUGGUGUCUGGGUUUAUUAUCAGGCGACUAACUUUGAAUCAUCGCCUCUUGUGACGUCGCGUAUAAUAAUUAGGUUCUGAGUGGUCCAGUGUAAUCAACAAGUACGCGAGUAGAUUUUUAGAAUCGUUAGAUAUACCAGUUGUUGCUUGGAGUGCUUGUUUCGUGGCCAGAGAAGACAAGUUGAAAUUAAUAAAACGGUUCCAAUUGACUGGAGCCAUUAAAAGUGCUCCAUUCUCUUUUUUCACGCUUAUAUCAUAUGUAUACACGGUGGAGCAUAUAUUAAUAGAAAACACAAGUGUCUUUAGUGGCAUUUUAGGUAUGUAGUGGUUAGUGCUUGUUGUUUUCACUGUUGGUUUGUCAGGUCUGGACCGCAAACUUUUAGCUCAAAGUACAAGUCAAGCCAGUAGUCCUACUUUCACAUCGAUUGUCGUACGAGAAAGUGUGUUCAUACAAACAGCAAGGUUAUCAAAAAGAAUGUAUAUUGAAAACCCUACAUAAGCACACCCAGGAGAAGUGGAAGCAAGCAAACAUAAUUGUGUCUAUACCUGUGUAUGAUCGAUCCUAUGCGCAAGAGAAACUGCUGGGUGCAACUAAAUACAGUGAGCUCACUGUUUCGGCAACAUAAGCCCAGAGGAAGUAAAGCAUAAAAAAUAGGAGUGAGGCAAAUCAAAACGAUUCAAACACUAGCGAAUAAACAAGAUCCGCGGAGUGCUUUCCAUUCUCAUGCCACUGAACAGCGGAUUGCAAUAAAGAAGUUGAUGUUGACCAAUCUUGUAUUAGAUAUCCUAGUAUGUCAGAACGCCGUGGUACGAAGGCUUUAGAACUAUGGUGUCGCCGCGUCACCGAAGGAUAUAAGGAUGUCCGGGUCACUAACAUGAGCACCUCCUGGCGCGACGGUCUUGCAUUCUGCGCAAUCAUUCACAAUUUUCGCCCGGAUUUGAUAGAUUUUGCGAGUUUGAGCAAAGAUAAGAUUUACUACAACAAUGAACUAGCUUUUAGCAUCGCUGAGAAACAUCUCAAUAUACCCUCACUGCUGGACCCGGCUGAUAUGGUGAAGUACGAAGUGCCUGAUCGAUUUUCCAUACUAACAUAUCUGUCCCAGUACUAUCGUGUGUUCAGCAAUCAAGAGCCUACCAACACCAAUAAAAAGGCCACAGGGAAGGAACCUAAAUCAGACGAUUUGGAUAAGAUAAUGGCAAACUCGAAUGGAUUUGUGGGCGUUCCGAAACGUGAGCCGUGCCGAAAGUGUGGGAACCCUGUAUUUUUUGCCGAACGGAUUAGCUUCGAGCAAAAGUUGUACCAUCGAUCCUGCCUGAAGUGUGCCCGUUGUGGCACCCAGCUGACACUGGGAAGCUUUUACGAAACGGAAACCGAUGGUGAAUAUUGCUGCGAAACGUGUCCAGAUGAAGAAAUUCAGUUGACCGAACGACGCCGGUCAGGUUCGCCACCGAAUGCAGCAAAUGACACCCAAGCGAAUGCUCGCAUCAGUCGAAGUAGUAAACUGUUGGAGCGCAUAUCCUUCUUCGAGUCAGCACCACUCAGUGAUGAAGAGAAAACUUCGAAUCUGGUAAGACGAGCUAAAAUGAGUAGUUUUCUGAAGGAGUCGCUGGACAAAGAAGAGUUACUGUAUGACGGGGACAACUCUAAAGUUCCAGAUGAGACUCGACCUGCAGAUUCGUCUGAUGGCAAAGACUUAUGCAUUCCAGAGUACGCACCGACCCUAUCAUCAGUUGUAUCUGACAGUAAUGAUGUUUGUAAUGUUGAACAUGCACCGGCACCAGCACCGGUACAAGUAGCUUCAGAGCCACCAUCGGUACCUAUGUCCAGCGAUUUACCACAAGUUGAACCGAUUGACAGUGGAACCAUUACGGAGAUACCCAGCACCAAAACGGAAGAAACUGAACGAGAAACGUUGCAACAAAUUGAAUCCGAUCUUAUUGUUAACGAUACGAGCAAUCAUUCGGAUGAAUUACAAUGUUCGUCUUCACCAGCUACCCAAAAUACUGAUACUCAUCCUAAUGUUGAAGUCAAUCCAGAAACCAGAGAAUUGACCACCGAAAUUGAAAUUGUGCAAGAGGAACAAAUUGACGCGACAAGCAAGAAUGUGUGCGAAAAAGAGGAAUUGAUUCAAAACGUGAAAUUGGAUGAAGCAGAAACAACAGAACACAACGUUGAAACUCAGCAAACAGACAGAGUUGUGGAUAAUGCAGACUCAGAAAAUGUGCCUUGUGAUGAAAAUCACAUUGAGAGAAAAGACUCGCCAGUUGGUAUAAGCGAUGAAGUGCCUCAAAUUGAUGCUGAGACUAACAGUACCAGCUUGGAAGUGACAGAUCCAAUAAGCUAUGGACCCAAUCAAUCAAAACAACUCGAAGAACCAAUUCCACCAGACGAUCAAGACAAACUUUCCAAACCCACAGAGGAAUAUCCUUCUGAUUUGAAUCCCUUUGGAGAUGAAUCGGACGUAGAUCGCACUCAUCCAACGUCGAAACCUGUUCCGUCAACGAGGAGGGUUAGCACAAAUCCAUUCGGAAGUGAGGAUGAAGAAGAAUCGCUACACGUUGAAACGAAACCACCGAGACCUCCACCUCCGAAAAUAAAAUCGAAUGUGCCGGCGAAUCCAUUCGACGAGGAAGAAGACGAAGCGAACGAAAGUGAGAUUGUACCAGUUAUCACAAAACCUUCACCACGGAAAACACCGGUACCAACACCACGCAAACAACACAAUCACAAUGACUCGAUUAGUUCCGUUGAAACAUCCUUGAUAUCUAAUCAAUUUGGAGGUUCCAAUAUUUCGCUCGCCUCGUCAAUGGAAAGUGGUCAAUCGUCCAUGACGCUCAAUCGGCGCAAAAAAUCCAAAGCUCCUGAUGUUCCCUGUAACAUCAAGCUAUCCAGCGAAAAUAUAUCAUCAAGUCAGACAAUCACCCCACGGAAAAAGCGACCUGCUCCUGCACCACCACCACCAGUGUCGUCUACGCCUAAACAAAACGACUCAAAGACCGCUUCACCCAUUCCAACCCAGCGACUAAUUGCUUUGGAUGCAAGUUUGAUUAGUAAUGAUGACAUGAUCGAACCCACGAGUAAAUUACCAGCAAACGAUACGGUAGUUUACAGACGCACUAUCGUGCCCCUGAAGGUUGAAGAUGACAGUCUAACGCUGGACACUACUCCUACUACUACUACCACAACUAGCGAACGACAGUGGGAGAAAAUGAAGGACAACAAAGAAGCGCAAAAUCGGAACCGACAAUCGCAAACGUCACCAAUAAGCUCCCAACCCGAUUCGUAUAACAGUUUCAUGUCCAACAAAUCACAGCAGGGCAAAUGGAAACGACGCAAAGGGCCGGCGCCGGCUCUACCUGUUCCGCUUCCCGAGCGAAAGAUGAUAAAAAUGUUGCCCCUCAAGGAAAUUCGCCAGGAGAUGGACAUCAUCGAAACUCAGCAGCAGGGCCUCGAAAAACAGGGUGUGAUCCUGGAACAAAUGAUUCGCGAAAGAUGCGAGGGAGCUGAUUUUGAGCUGGAUCUAUCCGGGAUCCAAACGAAUCCCAAGGAAGUCGAAGACCUGAUAAUGCAGUUGUUCGAAUUGGUGAAUGAGAAGAACGAAUUGUUCCGACGGCAAGCGGAGCUUAUGUAUCUACGUAGGCAGCAUCGGUUGGAGCAAGAGCAGGCAGAUCUAGAAUAUGAAAUUCGUCUUUUGAUGGCACAGCCUGAACGCAACAAAACUGAUUCCGACAAAGAGAAGGAAGAGGCGUUAAUUGCAAGGCUAGUAGAGAUAGUGCAAAUGCGUAAUGAGGUCAUAGAUUGUUUGGAAAUGGAUCGCCUCCGGGAGGCCGAGGAAGAUAUGAGUAUCAAGCAGAGCAUUGAGGAGCGAGCGGCCAACCAACAGAAGCAAGGGAAAAAGUAUUCCGACACCGAGAAAUCCGAGAAAGUGAAUGGAGGAGACUCAUCGGUGAAGUUAUCGAAGAAGGAAAAGAAAAAACUCAAGGAAACCAAGAAGUUGGUUAAAUCGAAGAAAAUUGAUUUGGAAAAGGAUGCUGACGAAACCGAGAGCAGCACUAAAGAGAAGAAAAAGAAAAAGAAAUUCUUUGCUGAUUUUCUACACCAUAAGUGAGCUUAUUGUCCUAAACAUAUAUAUCCGAAAAUAUUUUUGUAAUCGAUUAUUACUUGCAAAAAUACUAGAGUGUAAAAGAAAA
Messenger RNA from Toxorhynchites rutilus septentrionalis, 4289 nucleotides. It is a transcript of the gene MICAL-like, whose product is annotated as MICAL-like protein 1. The transcript has 10 exons. NCBI's taxonomy places the organism in Eukaryota, Metazoa, Arthropoda, Insecta, Diptera, Culicidae. Gene Ontology annotation, molecular function: protein binding. The record is from RefSeq and is a predicted model, not a curated record. Bases 890 to 4207 code for a protein of 1105 amino acids.